AUGUCGUCAUGUAAGGAAACUCAUCAGUCAUCUUCCAGGAACUGCAACACCAGGCUGUCGGCACAGCAACCGUACACACAUGGAGGGAGGGUGAGACAUUCCAGCUCCGACUCUUCCUGCUCUGACUCCUCCAGUGAGUCAGAGAGCAGCAGCCAGAGAUCCCGCAGUCCAAGCCCAGUAACACACUCCGAUCCUGGGUCACCUGCCAACACACAGUCCCUCAGCUGCACCAAGGAGACAGACCACCCCUCCUCCACUCAGUGGCAGUUGGACAAGUGGCUGAAGAAGGUGAGGAAAAAAAACUUGACCAGCGACUGGGACUCCCACUGCUCACCUUCACCGGACCCCCACAAGGCCCCCUCUCCAGCCCGGUCCUGGGGUACACAGCAGGACUACAGCCCCAGUCAGAGCCCUAUCCCCAGCCCGCAAUUCAACUACAGCCCCAGGCACAGCCCCAGGCAUAGCCCAAGCUUCAGCUCCUACCCUAGCCCUAGCCCUGGCCCCAGCACCUGCCCCAGUCCUGGGCCCAGCUCCAGUCUCAGACUCAGCCCUGUCCACAGCCCGGCUCCCAGCGUGUGUCCCAGCCCCAGGUCCAGCCGCAGCCCCAGCCCCAUUCCAAGGCACCCUCCAAAGAGCCCCAGCCCAAGCCUUCCUCCCUCCAGCCCCUGUCCCUAUCCUGGCCACAGUCCCCCUCAGGAACAUCUCAGGCCUCCUGUCCAGCCCAGACGAACAACCAGCCCCGUCCAAAGGCCCAAGGUCAGGCCGUGGAUCGCUCCCGUGCUGACCGCUGACCCUGGGAGCCAGCCCAGACACAGCUCUUCUACCCAGCCACCCUCCAGGCCCAAACCCUUACAGAACCAGGACCAGAGCAAAAGCAAACCUAAAGCCAAAGACCGUCAGGCCUCAGGCCUGAUUUCACAGCCCAGCCACAAACACAGACCCAGGCCAAGUCCAAACUCUAGUCCCAGGCAUCAUUCCAGGCCCAGCGCUAAACACAACAUCUCCUCAGCUGCUACCAAACCCAACCACCCGUCCAAACCUGAGCACCCAAGCAGCAAGGAGAGCAGCAGGACCAGCUCCAACUCAAACCCCAAGUCAACGUUUCGGCCUAGCUCCCGAACAAGCCCUCCAACAUCCAGAACCAAACACCCAGUACCUGUAGCAGACCUUAACCGAGAAACCGGAGCCAAGGUCGGGCACAAAUCUAAAUCAAGCUCCAGGUCUCAGUUUCAACAUAACCCCAAAGGCUCCUUUUCUCAUGCUGGUGCAGGGCCCAGCUCCAGCCCCAGCUCGAGGGCCAAGGUAAAGCCCCAGGAGGCCCCAGCUCCACAGCCCAAGCCCCCACAGAGAAGACCCCGACCCAGGGAGCAGGGGGUGGACGGCAGGGAGGGCCCUCAAACCCAGACCCCAGCUCCGGAGAGGCACAGGGAAAGAAAAGAGGAGAGAGCUCGAGAAAUUCCCAGCGAGAGACCGAGGGAGAAGAAAAAGGAGAAAAGGGGAGAGAGACAAGGGGGGAGACAGGGAGAGAGGAGACUGGCGGAGGAGCAGCUGCUACGACGCCCCUGGGUCCAGAGCUCAGAGGAAGAGGAGGAGGAAGAGGAGAAGGAGAAGAAGAGGCAGGAGAGGAGGGAGGAAAGAGAGAGAGAGGAGAAGAGGAGGAGGAGGAGGGAGCAGCAGAGAGGCGAUUGGCAGGCCGUCCAGCCCAGGCAGAGACCACACACCAACAGCCAGCAGCAGCACCCUCACAGAGAGCCAGAUCACCAGGAGAGGACCAAGAAGAGGAGGAGGAGUGAGGAGGACACCUCUCAGCCAGACCCCUCCCCUCCACCGUCCCCCUCCCCUACCCCGCUCAUCCCCCCGUCUUCCUCCUCUUCCUCCGAGUCCGACUCAGAGCGCGGGUUCCCCCUCGACGUCGCCAAGGUCCCGGCCGAUUCCACAUCCUGCCAGAGGCCUGUCCCCAGAGGGAGGCCCGGGGACAGCAGGCCCAAGGUAGUCUACCCCAGGGGCUCCUCCACAGGCAACCCAGGCGAGGGGCAGCAGGGCCAGGGCAGCCAGAAACUUUACACCCUGGUCCCGUUUGGCCGCAGCGAGCAGUGCACAGAGAGCUCCCAGAGAGGCCUGAGGAACCUGGUGGUGCAGAUCGACCUGACUCUGCUGAACAGGGUCCCAGACACCACCACCCCUCAGAAGCAGCCCUCCUCCUCGGCAUCAUCGUCAUCCUCGCAGGCCAGGCCCAAGCAGAAGGAGGCCAUGAGACACCUGUACGUCCCCCACACUGACGGCAGAGACAGCAAGAGGAAACGCAAGCAGUCAGAAAACGGCCUGUCCCACAGAGACAACAAGAGAAGCUCCUCCCACAGCAACGGCCCCCCCAGCACAGACCAACCCCCCCGCUCACAAACACUCAGACCCCCUCCAUCAGAGCCAUCACAACGGGUAGGACAGGGACACACCUGGAACACACCAACAGCUUUUCUGUUCUGCAACACAGGUUCUGUUGUAUACUUGGAGGAGUACCUGGACAGUAAGAGACCCUUGUCCCCCCUGUCCCCUCUGUCGCCUCUCUCUGACCCCCCCAAGCCCUCCAAGACCCCCAUCAAACCCCAGCACCACACGGAGCAGCACCACACACACAAAGGCAGAGACUCUGCCACACAUGUGCCCCCAGCCAAGCCUAAACUGGAGGUGGAGUGCGUGGGGGUGUCGGGGUCCCCCAAGCCUGGUGCUGAGUCCUGGGGUCUCCCAGUGAGACGGACAGCAGGGCAGAGAGGAGCACAGCCCAGCCACGAGCCACCUCACCAUGCUGAAUACUACAUGCACGAAGCCAAGCGGAUGAAGCACAGAGCCGAUGCCAUGGUGGAUAAGCUGGGGAAGGCAGUGAACUAUGUGGAUGCAGCGCUCUCCUUCAUGGAGUGUGGCAAGGCCAUGGAGGAGGGUCCUCUGGAGGCCAAGUCCCCCUACACCAUGUACUCUGAGACUGUGGAGCUUAUCAGGUAUGCCAUGAGACUGAAGAGCCACUCAGGUCCAGGUGCCAGACAGGAAGACAAACAGCUGGCCGUUCUGUGUUUUCGGUGCCUUGCUCUCCUCUACUGGCAGAUGUUUCGUCUGAAGAAAGACCAUGCCCUCAAGUACUCCAAAGCAUUGAUGGACUAUUUCAAGAGUUCUCCAAAAGUGCCUACGACACCACCCCUCUGGAACGACUGUGGCAAGGCUACAGGAGGACCGCCGGCUUCCCUCUCCCCCAACCACUCACACCUAAUCCUGGGAUCCCAUACUGGCAGUGCCCCCGCCACCCUGGUCAGCAUUCCCCAUCGCAUUCACCAGAUGGCAGCAAAUCACCUGAACAUCACCAACAGUGUGCUGUACAGUUAUGAGUACUGGGAGGUGGCAGAUACCCUGGCCAAGGAGAACAAGGAGUUCUUCAACUACUUGAACACGCUGUCGGGCCCACUGACUCUACACAGUAGUGUGGGACAUGCUGUUCAGUACACCAGACAAGCCCUGCAGUGGAUUCGCAUCAGUGCCAAACUGGCCUAGCCUGGCACCAAAAUAGUUACCAUUAGGUGCCUAUAACUUAAACACCAACAGACACACGCAUACGUAGUUCUCGUGAUGUCACAGACUCUGUAACAGAUUCUUCUGGAACCUGUGACCUUUGAACUCCUUGGAUUAUAAAAGGCUGGAGACUGGAUCCGGUCACCUGGCGUUCUUCUCUGGUUUAGGAAGUCUUCUGGUUGGAUCCAUACGACCCAGCACUUACAGUCAAGAAGGAAGCUUCCUAUUGGACGAAUCUGAGCCUAACAUGUCAUACGUCCUCCAAACAGGAACAAAGUAGCUGCUGAUGUCAUACAUGAUGUCACACAUCUGGCUCAUGACAACACUUCACGGGAGCCACACUGGAGAAACUCCAGCUCCAUUUCAAAAGUAGUUCCAGAUUUCAAAAUCCUUCCAGACCAUUCUUUCUUUGUUCCUGGAGUUUUAAUGCUGGAAAUCAUUUGAACAGAGGAGUAAGAUCUCCUCGUUGCUUCCUCUUCUUCGAUGGAUUAACUGUGAGGCUCCAUGAGGACACGAAUGCCUUCCCAUCGCUGCUUUGCCGAAAUGAGGCGUCAUCCAACACGAGAUCGAGGACACAUUUCAGCGCACCAGUGAGGACAAGUGUCUGUUUUUCAAUGUGUUGUAAAGUGUGUUCAGUUGUUCGGCCCGAGACUACAUUUCCCAUGAUCCAUAUGAGGACUGUUGGUUAUAGAAGAGAAAACAAUACUUGGGACAUGAUGGACAGCGAUACAAGUCACAUGGGAUUGGUAGACCUCUCAUGCCAAAGUGUAAAAUAUAAAGUUAGCAUCUUUUGAGUGUAAAAGUCGUUUUUAUAACAACACUGAGGGUGUUGGUCACACUUCUUUUUUACCACAGUAUGUCUUAGGUAUUUUCAAUGUGCAAUACGUGCCUGAUUUUUGUAACUAGGACACCUCAGUAAUGACAUAUCGGCAAGUGGAACAGCCAACGUUUAAGUCCCUCCCUCUCUAUGCAAGAUUAUUUAUGACGUUUUCAUGUUUUUGCCUCAUGAGGUCCUUGAUCCAUAAAAUCCUUUUAUUGAUACCACAGUGUGUGUUUUAGCCUGUUUAUAAGUGUGCAUGCGAGUGUUUAUCCAGUGCCAUAGAUGAAGUGUGUGUGUGGGUGUGUGUCCAAAGUGCACACUGUAUCCUAGUUUCCAUCCUCUCUUGUCUAGUUGAACGGGUCUGUCUGCCGACCUCCGCGCCAAUAAGAAGCCGGCUACCCAAGACCUCAGCAGCAACAUCCUGUCUGGAGCCAUGGCAACACAUCACAGAACAGCCAAUAGGACUGGAGAAGACUCGAUUAUAUACACCCGGUUGUUAUGAGGUUUGAUGCUCAAACCUGAAUUUUUGAAUGCUCAAAAAUGUAAUCUUCAUU
Hypomesus transpacificus is the source of this 4929-nucleotide messenger RNA. It is a transcript of the gene aff3, whose product is annotated as AF4/FMR2 family, member 3. The transcript is spliced from 14 exons. Lineage: Eukaryota; Metazoa; Chordata; Actinopteri; Osmeriformes; Osmeridae. Gene Ontology annotation, biological process: regulation of gene expression. The record is from RefSeq and is a predicted model, not a curated record. Bases 1 to 3537 code for a protein of 1178 amino acids. Gene Ontology annotation, cellular component: super elongation complex; nucleus.